AUGGCUGAGACAGUCACAAUAUCUGUUGCUGAGUAUGAGUCGUUGCUCGAGACUCGGCGUCAGUUUCUUUCGCUGAAGCAGGCAUUGCUGGCCGGAGGAGUUACCACUGAGACAUUGGCCGUUCUGGUCAGUGGCAUUUGUCCGCCGACACCUCCAGAUGAAGACUCCAGUUCGAUCAACGUCCCCACCACCGAAUCGCCCCGAGAUGGAGCCUCAAGAUCAGUACCCAUUCCCAUCUCUCGACCUUGCCCUCCAGCCAACUCCUCAGAAGCCUCUACCCUAUGUCACCACGUCACUUAUAUGCAGACAAGCGUCAGGUCAAGUAUCAAUUCGCUUCUUACACCUGAGUGCACCGAGGUGGGUGAUCCGCAAGAGGAGAUCGGAUGGAUCUCAGGCGAGCAGACUCGUCAGGAGAUCAGGCCGACAAAACGGUCACUCACAAUUUCCGGGCUCUUGCCCAACGCGACACUCCACAGCCUCGCCCAGGCUCUCAAGGGUGGUCCGGUUUUGCAAAUGUUUCUGCGAACAUGGAAACGCUCCGCCCACGUGAUCGUGGAAUGGGAUGACCAACAAACUCGGAUGCAACCAAGCUUUACCCACAGCGUCCAGUCGCACGGUCGAACUCGCAACUUGGUGAUUCGCUUUGCUGGCCCGGGGGUCACUGCGGAUGGCAUUCGAGCAGAUCUCGAACACAUCCACUACUUGGAAAUAGUCGACCUCUUCUUCAGGAACGGCCAUGCCUACAUAUCACUCAACAGCAUCCGAUCGGCUCUCGCUGCGAGAAGCUGCAUGGUCUCACGCCUGAAGUAUAGGAAGUUCAAGAUUGAUUUCUAUCCCGAUGAAUGUGAUGAGCCGCUGCCGCCCGUGGACAUCAGCCUGCCGUAUAAGUCCAACCCCAUCAAGCGCACCAGAAUGUUGCACCGAAACCGCUUCGAACUGCUCUACAAUGGCUCAGAAGAGUCCCGAAACUCCUUCGACGCGACCGAGCUUUGA
Messenger RNA from Fonsecaea erecta, 993 nucleotides. RefSeq lists its product as hypothetical. The record is from RefSeq and is a predicted model, not a curated record. The coding region runs from base 1 to 993 and encodes 330 amino acids. NCBI's taxonomy places the organism in Eukaryota, Fungi, Ascomycota, Eurotiomycetes, Chaetothyriales, Herpotrichiellaceae. The transcript is spliced from 3 exons.